AUGGCAAAAGCGAGUACGGAUCCGUUUGAUAAGAUGUUGCAACGAAGCAUUCAGGAGCUGCGUGAUUUACAGCCCACCCUAUUGGACGCUGCCACGUAUGCAGAGGAGGCCUAUCUUGUCACAGACCAAAAGGACAUAGAGCUGCACAACGUGAGGGACUAUGCUGUGAGCAUGCUGGUAUCCGUGGUGGAUCGCAUUGGCGCUGCUGCCGAUCGCUUCACGGACGCAGUCUCGCUGCAGGCCAAGGAGAUGGCUGCUGCUGACGUCAGAGUUGCGUCAGCUGCUGAGCGUGUGCGUGCGUGCUGGGAGUACUCAGGUCGCAACGCACUGAACCGACAGCAGCAGCCCAGGGCAACCAGCCGCAUGCCCAAGAGCUACCUGCUGCCAGCUGAGGCAGCACCGGCAACGUUGACACCAGCACUUGCAGCAGCAGCGCCACCAGCAUCAGUGCCACCAGCAUCAGCGGCUGCAGCAGCAGCAUGUAUGGAACGGGAGUGCUUCCAGUAUGGGUCGGGCUAUUCUUCUUCCCCUACGAGAGAUCCUCGAGGCUCUUCCCACACAGCUUUCUCCUCCUCGUCACUCCUCUCCUCAAUGCCCCUCGCUCCCCCAUCUGAAAGUCUGCUUGACAGCCUCGCUUCCUCCUCUCUUGUCCCCCGCUCUGCCACGGCUGGUGUGCCAUCUGUCCGCGCAUCUCUCGACUGCUUAGCCGGUCUACCACCCUCCUCCUCCUCCAUUUCCUCCUCCUCCUCCUUCCCGUCCUCCUCCUUCCCCUCCUCCUCCUUCCCUUCCUCCUCCUCCGCAAUCCCCUUCUCUUCAUCAACCCUCUCCAACCCAUCGUCUACAACACCACACUCUGCUGACAAGAUACUGUCGCGAAAACAGUCGCACUCACACAACCUCUCACACUCACCGAACCUCUCACACUCUCACAACCUCCCCCAUUUCUCCAACCUCUCUCGCUCGCACAACCUUUCACAGUCUCACAGUCUCAUGCACUCGCUCUCCCACUCGCUCUCCCAACACAUGGGGCAUCGAAGCUCGCACGCUCGGCAUAGCAAGGAGCCCACCACACCCAAGGCCCACUUCCCCCUUGUCGCCUCCUCUUUGCACACGGGAGGAGCCUUGGGUGGUGAUGACGUGGAGGGCAGUGAUAGGAGAUCCACCACGCCACAUCGACGCGGCCGACAACUCCUGAAAAAUAUCUUCUCACGUGGUGUUGGUGGUGGUGCUGGUGGUGGUUCUGGUGCUGGUGGUGCUGCUGGUGCUGCUGGUGCUGGUGCUGGUGCUGGUGGUGCAAGUGGGGCGUGGGUAAGGUGUGACGAUGCUGGUGCUGGUGCUGUAGGGGAUGGUAGUGGUGGUUAUAUGAGCACCCAAAGAGCCCAUGAUCGGGGGUUCUCUGGACAUCUCUGA
This is a messenger RNA of Closterium sp. Yama58-4, 1410 nucleotides long. NCBI's taxonomy places the organism in Eukaryota, Viridiplantae, Streptophyta, Zygnematophyceae, Desmidiales, Closteriaceae. The record is from the annotation of a GenBank genome assembly.